This is a messenger RNA of Astyanax mexicanus (Mexican tetra), 1049 nucleotides long. Its product is annotated as PEST proteolytic signal-containing nuclear protein. The record is from RefSeq and is a predicted model, not a curated record. Gene Ontology annotation, biological process: protein ubiquitination; proteasome-mediated ubiquitin-dependent protein catabolic process. The transcript has 5 exons. Bases 55 to 561 code for a protein of 168 amino acids. Lineage: Eukaryota; Metazoa; Chordata; Actinopteri; Characiformes; Acestrorhamphidae. Gene Ontology annotation, cellular component: nucleus.
GGUCUGUGCUGCUCCUACCGGGCCUCCGUCCGUCUUCCGCGUUUCUGCAGCGCUAUGGCGAACGAGCAGCAGCAGCAGGAGGGAGUGGAGCAGCACGGAGGAGCAGGACCAGAGGAGAAGGGAGGCAGUGCGAAAAGUAACACGGUCUCUUCCAGCACCGGCCCCGGGGGAGGCCUGGGGAAGCGCCCGGCCGAAGGCAGCAGUACGGCGGGGGAUCAGCGCAGGAAACAGGCCGUGCCCUUCAAAAUCUCCAAACCGAGCAUCAGUACGACCAGCCCGAUUCUGAAGAAGCCUGCCCCCAUCUCCAUCAAGCUGGGAGCUAGUAAACCGAAGGAAGCUGCUCCUCCCCCAGCCGUCAAAAAGCCUGCAUCCGUAUUCAACGAGGACAGUGAUGAUAGUGAACCCGAGGAGAUGCCUCCAGAAGCCAAGAUGAGGAUGAAAAAUAUAGGAAGGGACACACCCACUUCUGCCGGCCCCAAUUCCUUUAACAAAGGCAAGCAGGGGUUCUCGGACCAUCAGAAGCUCUGGGAGAGGAAGCUGAAAGCCCAGACAGACCAGUAACUCUGGAAAGGUGCAGCUUGUGAAGAUCGAGAGGGUUUUCUUUUUUCUUUUCUUUUCUUUUUCUUUGUUUUUGGCUUUGAAAUCUUUUGUCAUUUUGUCUCUUUGUUUUUUGAUGAUGUGUGUAAAAAUGUACAUAUGUAAUGGGAUGUUUCCACUAUAAAGCGUCUUUUUAAUGUAGGUAUGUUUGUGAUUUUUACCACCAUGCUGUGGUUUAAAGUUAAUAAUAAUAAUAAUAAAUAAAAUCCUUCUUUUCAAACGAAAUCUCUUUAUAGAGAUGAAGAUUACGAUCCAGAUUCACAUCCAGCUGUCUGUAUAGGCCAACAUUCAGUGACGUUAAAUUAGAAUCAUUAAUGACUGAUAGCAUAGGACAGAGAUUAGCAGUGAGUGUAAGGAAUGGGUGUGAGAAGUUGAUUGAAUGUGUGCUGUCCACAUUGUGACCCAUUUUGGUUUUGUUUUGGAAAGAGCAUUAAAGCUGAUUGAAGAGACAA